GAAAACAUUUCUGUUAUGGAUGGCAAUACGGGCAGUGUGGAGCAGAGUUGGUCCUCGUCCUUGUAUGUUCAUGUUUUCAUAUGAACCAUUCUGAUAUGGUAUAAGGUCUUAAUAUUAUAAACCAAACAUCUGUGACUCGAAUGAACUAUAGUAGGCAUCAGGGAAGUUGCAAGAGUUAAUAUGGGCCACGGCUAGUACAGCAGGUCACAAACAAGGGAGAGUGAGGAUUCAUUUCACACUGACGCAGUUUGCUCUACUCCAAGUGUCUCUGUGAAUGUACGAUAGAUUAUUAACUUUGCUCUUGCCCAAGGAAAAACCCCAUUAGUUUAUUAGAUUAGAAGUCCUUAGGAGAGGAUUAAUGUACAUACCUGUUGUAAAAAAUGGCUGGACAUGGGAGUAACAGUUAGGAUCUUUGAGUGCUUUCUGGUUAAUGAGACUGGAAGAAGGAAAGAAGAGAGCAGAAUAGGAGAAGAUGUUUCUUUGUAAGGCAGUAGAUCCUUUCUAGUGUGACUUAGGAGAUUCAUAAAUCAUAACUCACAGAGACAUUUGCUUUUGAAAGAACAACUGAACAAAAUAGAAGGAAAUUGGAAAAAAGUUAUCUUCCUGGACUUAUACUACCUAAGGGAAAUGUUGUCUUAAAUGCACAGAUGGAUGUGUGGGGCUUAGGAUGGUUCUUUUGCCUAAUAAGAUUUCUACUACAGCACCAAGGCUUUUGUUUUCCUGAAGUAAUCCUCUUAUGUACCUCAGAUAUGCCCUCUCCCUUGGCGAGUAUAUUAAGCUGAUAGUGCCAUACUCUAUAUGCUUUCACUUCGCGUUUAUGCACAUGGUAGAAGAGCAUUUCUUGUUCCAAUAAGUGUUUGCAGGCAGUCACUUGACUGAGUGUGCUUGUCAUAAUCUCUUGAAGAUUGCCUACUAAAAAUACCUCUUCCUUAAUCUCCUUUGUGGACAAGGAAGUAAAAUAAGGAUGUGUGUGACAGACGGACGGCUACACAGGCAUUACAAUAUAUACACAUGCUUGGGUUCUCUCACUUGCUCACAUUCUAAGUGACUUCCUGAGCUGUUCGCUUCCUAUAUGCCAUAGCCAUGCCAUCUUUUCCCAUACUCAACAGUUUGGGGAAACUCUGUGGAUCAGGAAAAAGCAAGGAGUUGGUGUCUGAGCGGAUCAAGUACAAAAACUCUGUCAAAAGGAUGUCCAUUAUAGAAGAUGGUGAUAUUGCGGAGGUCUUGUACCUUAUCCCUAAGCAGUCUUUGAUGAAGCAACUGCCGUAUCUUAAUCCAGAUGACUACUAUUUGUGCGAAUGGAUAUGCAAUGGUCCAGAAGACUUGGUGGCCCACCCUCAGGAGCCUCCUCACUCCACAGAGAAACCAGUCAUCCACUGCCAUAAAUGUGGUGAGCCAUGCAAAGGUGAAGUGCUUCGCGUCCAAGCCAGGCAUUUUCACAUCAAAUGUUUCACCUGCAAAGUCUGCGGUUGCGACUUGGCUCAAGGAGGCUUUUUCAUUAAGAAUGGGGAAUACCUCUGUACUGUGGAUUACCAGCGGAUGUAUGGGACCCGAUGCAACGGCUGCGGCGAGUUUGUGGAAGGAGAAGUUGUAACCGCUCUCGGGAAAACGUACCAUCCCAACUGCUUUGCCUGCACUGUGUGCAAACGUCCUUUCCCACCAGGAGACCGGGUUACCUUUAAUGGAAGAGACUGUCUCUGUCAAAUGUGUGCUCAGCCAAUGUCAUCUAGCCCAAAAGAACUCUCCAGUUCCAGCAAUUGUGCCGGCUGUGGAAGAGAUAUAAAGAACGGACAAGCAUUACUUGCCUUGGAUAAACAGUGGCAUCUGGGAUGCUUCAAAUGCAAAGCCUGUGCAAAGGUCCUGACGGGAGAGUACAUUAGCAAAGACGGUGCUCCUUACUGUGAAAAGGACUACCAAAUUCUCUUUGGGGUCAAAUGUGAAGCAUGUCACCAGUUCAUCACAGGGAAAGUCCUAGAGGCAGGUGACAAACAUUACCAUCCAAGCUGUGCACGAUGCAGCAGGUGCAACCAAAUGUUCACAGAAGGAGAAGAAAUGUACUUGCAAGGUUCCACAGUUUGGCAUCCCGACUGUAAGCAGUCCACAAAGGGAGAGGAAAAGCUACGGCAUUCCUCAUCUGAUUUCUUUUAUCCAAAGAGUUUGGUUCUUCGCAAGCCACGCUCUUCAGAGCCCACAAGAACAUCCUCAGAAAGUAUUUAUUCUAGGCCUGGAUCCAGUAUACCUGGCUCACCAGGGCAUUCAAUCUAUGCAAAAGUAGACAAUGAAAUCCUUGAUUAUAAGGAUUUAGCAGCCAUUCCCAAAGUCAAGGCCAUUUAUGACAUUGAGCGUCCAGACCUAAUUACUUAUGAGCCCUUCUACACUUCCGCCUAUGAGGAGAGACAAGAGAGGCAGAGUCUUGGAGAGACUCAGAGUUCAAGAUAUGGCAGUUCUCCUGUGCAGGAUGAAAGUUCUCCAAGGACACUAUCUCCAACCCCAUCAGCAGAAGGUUAUCAAGAUCUUCGGGAUCGGAUGAUACAGCGGUCCACAAGUCAGGGUUCCAUUGGCUCUCCUGUGUACAGUCGUCACAGCUACACUCCCACAAUGUCACGCUCACCACAGCAUUUUCACAGACCUGAUACAGCUUCAUUCUACAUAGGCAAUGAGCCGUCCAGCGGUCGGAACUCCCCUGCCCCUUACCGGCCCGACAGCCGCCCUCUAACACCAACUUACGCUCAGACCCCUAAACAUUUCCAUGUUCCAGAUCAAGGCACGAAUAUUUAUAGAAAACCACCUAUCUACAAACAGCAUGAUGCAGCUGCUCUGGCAGCCCUGAACAAGCCUUCUGAUGAGAUCAUCAAGUCCUCCAAGUUCCCUGCAGCCCAUGCGCCAGCACCCAACGAAAUUCCAAAGAUUGAGACAGAGUACUGGCCAGGUCCUCCCUCACUUGCGGCUGUAGCAGGUUCUGACAUGCGGCGCAGAUCCACUGGUAGAGAUGAAGACCUUGAGGAACUCCAAAGGCGUCGGCAGCUACAGGAGGAACAGCUGAUGAAGCUCAACUCAGGUCUGGGACAGUUGAUAUUAAAAGAAGAGAUGGAAAAAGAAAGAUCAUCACUAUCUGGUAGCCGUUAUGAAUCUUCAGUUAAUUCAUCUCCCCGUGCUGCUGCCUCUAAAACCUCUUCCCUUCCUGGCUAUGGAAGAAACGGACUUCAUAGGCCAGUGUCUACAGACUUUGGUCAAUACAACAGUUAUGGAGAUGUGAGCAGUGCUGCUCGUGAUUUCCAGGUACAGUACAGAUUUUCUACCUUCAAGUAGUGGACACUCUGAACAACUCCAGCAACACCCUGUCCACUGUUUUACUCCAAGUUUCAAUUUCUGCUACAGGAAAGAGUUUCUUAGAACAUGCUCAUUUGUAUGUUUUAUACCUAGUUAAUGAUGUAAGCUUGUACCACUGUGGAAAACCCACAGCUACGACAGUACCUUGUGCAAGCCAGUUUUAUGACUUGCUUGGCCCGCUUUCCUUCAAUUGGCAUGCAUCUGUGGCAAUUCUCUCUUUGGUGGGGUCUCUUCUGAUUCCUCAGAUUUCCAACCAAAGGGAUGUCCAGACAUAAACUUUCUCCUUCUGAAGCCUCUUUCUCCCCCUGCCCUUUUUUCCAGAUGUUAUUCCCUACUUUCCCACAUAUAAUUCCUUGAUUUUGUAUGUGGUUGUUGGCAUGGAAAAAAAAGAUGGUCUUGUGAAAUACUUUUAAGGUUCUGUAGACUGAUCAAGAAAAAGUGUGGACUUCUCUGCCUGUCCCCGUCAGCCAUCAUCCUAGAAUUUAGUGAUUAAAUGCUUGCUAUGCCUAUCAUAUAUCACAUUUUCAUAAACAGGAAAUUAUGACAAAAUCCUCAUUGCAUAUUAACUGCAAAAGACUUGACAGUCAGCUGAACAACUUUUAGCAAAUCCAGGGAUCAGUUUUCUCUCUCAGGAGACCACCAGGGUCCAAGCAGACUGCCCAAAAAGACCCCCCAACCCAGAAUCAACCAGAAGUAGCUGAAAAACACUAAUAGUUUUGGACAAGUGGUUUUGUUUUAUAUGAACACUAGCUGUGCCCAGCCACGCGUUGCUGUGGCGAAGUAUGGUGGUAUGGGAAAUAAAGUAUUGAGGAAUUGGUGGUAGUUAAGGUAAAGGGUAAAGGUUUUACCUUACAUUAAGUCCAUUAUAAAUGGGUUAUAUAGCUGUGUGGAAGGGCCUUGAGUCUACACUGCCAUAUAAUCCAGUUAAAAUCAGAUAAUCUGUAUUUUAUAGGCAGAGUGGAAGAGGCCUAAGUGAGGCCUAACUCUGCCUGUCCCCUGGGCUGAGUGGGUUGCUAGGAGACCAAGUGGGCGGAGCUUAGCCUUCUAACUGGCAGCAAUUGGAUAAAAACAAUUCUUCCUCUCCCUCUAAUUAGGACUUUAUUUUUCUUUUCUUUUUGUUGUAUGAACGUAGAGGCAUGGAUGACGGGUUGUGCUGCCAAGUUUAGUGUUUCUGGGAUGUGUAGUUUUGUUGUUUUGCCCUAGGCCAAAUUUUAUUACCCGUAUAUAUAUAUGGAUGGAUUGGAGAGGGUUGCUUGGAGAUUUAAGACCAUCUGGUUGGCCAGAUGGAAAUUUGUUGUGUUACUUAUUAAAUGGGAUUUUUAAAAAAAAUAACAAACAUGAAAGUAUAGGUGGAACACAACUAAGGUGCCUUCUACACUUCCCUAUAUCCCAGGAUCUGAUCCCAGAUUAUCUGCUUAUCCCAGAUUAUCUGACAGUGGAGACUCAUAUAAUCCAGUUUAAAACAGAUAACCUGGGAUCAGAUCCUGGAGGAUAUAAGGACAGUGUAGAAGGGGCCUUAGUGAAAAGGAAGGAUGGAACAAAAUGACAGGCUAGAUUUGUGUCAAUAUAAGAUCAAUGUUGCCCACCACAGAAAUGUAAGUACCGGGUAUUGAGGAGAACUAGGAGUAGACUAGUUAUGGUCAUGCUGACCUUGUAGGUCGUUGGCUUGCCAAUAUGUGAGCAAAGAUCGGACAGAGCUGUGGCUCAGUGGGUUAAACUGCUGAGCUGCUGAACUUGCUGACCAAAAGGUCAGUGGUUUGAAUCUGGGGAGCGGAGUGAGCCCCCGCUGUUAGCACCAGCUUCUGCCAAUCUAGCAGUUUGAAAACAUACACAUGUGAGUAGAUCAAUAGGUACUGCUCUGGCAGGAAAGUAACAGUGCUCCAUGCAGUCAUGCCGACCGUGGAGGUGUCUACAGACAAUGCCGGCUCUUUGACUUAGAAAUGGAGAUGAGCACUAACCCCCAGAGUCAGACACGACUAGACUUAAUGUCAGGGGAACACAUUUAUCUUUUACCUUGAUUUGCUCCAGCAGAUUUUUUUCUUAAUUCUAGUGACCAGAAAGAUUCUCUCAACUUGCCACUGAAUCUUUACUUUGAAAGCUUUUGUUGGGAUACGUGAAGAACUUAACACAAUUAUAAUGUCACAACUGUGUGACAUCUGUAAGGAGAAAGAAAUGAUAAAUAAGCAGAUUGCCCCUGGUACCAUAUCAUACAUUUAUGAGAUGUUAAAAUCAUAAAUAAUAAUAGUUGGCCAUUGCAAAGGUCAAGAUUGAAGUGUAAAUUCAUGUCCAUAUUCACCAUGAAUGCCUUUACCCUAUUUAUGUAUGUCUGUGUGCAUGUAACCUGUGUGUUUGAUGUCUACCUAUAUCUGAUACAGUCCCUCCCAGAUGGUCAUGUCCCUGGAAUGCGAAUGGACCGAGGAGUGUCUAUGCCUAAC
Molecule: messenger RNA, 5765 nt
Organism: Anolis carolinensis (green anole)
Lineage: Eukaryota; Metazoa; Chordata; Lepidosauria; Squamata; Anolidae
Gene: ablim1
Product: actin binding LIM protein 1
Exons: 23
Coding region: 1084-3309 (741 amino acids)
Biological process (GO): lamellipodium assembly; cilium assembly; cytoskeleton organization
Cellular component (GO): stress fiber; actin cytoskeleton
Molecular function (GO): actin filament binding
Source: RefSeq, a predicted model, not a curated record